AUGGCCAUAGGAGGAGAGGCGUUCGAGGCGCGAAAAAUCAGUGUCGUGAGUUCAAACGGCGGUAGCGGCGCCGCAGAGGCGAUGGAGGAGGAGCGGUUACCUGUUGUCGGGGCUGACUGCGGAGUAGGCGGUGUGACGAACCAAGCCGACGUUGAGCAGGCCCUAGCGCGCUUCGCUCAAGCCGCUGCAUCCAGCCCAACGAAUCCCCCGAAAAUUCCGCCGGAGCUGGAAGGCGUUCUCCGAGAGAUCGCCGCGGUGGGCGUCCCGUACUACGGGUGGGGCGGGCUGAAGGAGCUACUGGCCGCGAGGAUGUCGCAGGCGGUGGGGGCGCUGCGGAAGGACUCGGGAUUCUUUCGAGCGGCCGGGGGCAAGGACUACCCGCAGCGAAGAGACGAGCUGGUGGCUUCCCUCCGAAGGUUUGACGCUGCGCCGUUCACCCUCCAGCGAUUGGCUGAGGUUCUCCAGGACCCUAGACGGCAGUAUUCGACGACGCACAAGCUCAUCAACGGCCUGGAGCGGCUGCUGUCUGUGUCCAGCACCCUGCCCACCUCGUCGAGAAAGGCAUCAUCGCCACCGGGGGCGAGAGCGGGAGAAGCAGAAAAAGCGGCGGCAGGAACGCCAAAAGCAACGGUCGAGGAGCAGGGGGGUGUGCAAGUCCGAACUCCCCUAGGGGGGAGGGGGGAGGACGGGGGGCGGGUUGUCGAGGGGAGCAACGGGGAUCUUUCGGUCGACGCCGCUGUAGUGCCGGCAGAUGACGAGUCGACCGCACGAGAGGGGACCGGCGACUGGGAAGCGGGGAGCAGCGGGAAGAGAGAGCCGGGGAGGAAGCGACUCAAGGUGGAAGUCGCCCCAGAGGCCCCCGUGAUGAGCGAAUAAGUAGUUGGGGGGGGGGGGGGGGGUACGGGACCUUCAUCGCAUUCGCAUUGAGUUGAUUUGUUUUUCGCUUGCCGGUCUUGCUGGUCGCAACCCUGUUCGGCUGGACUGCAACAGCCCUCAGCCCGUUUUUCUUUUUCUUUCUGUUAUUUGUUUAGCCAGUUUCGUGUGAGGUUUCUCGUCGCCCCGGGUGGAAAGAGCGGAACGGGAGGGGGGGCAUUUGUCAACGUUUUGUUCGUGUGGAUCUGUGCUAGGCGCGAAACUUUCGGCAAGAAAGCUGGCGGGAAUGGCAAGACCAGGGGUGUUUUUGCCGUUUUACGUUUGCAUGAAUGUGCAUGAAUUUCCGCUCCGCUCGAGCGGAGCUCCUUCCCCGUGUCGUACGCUGCGUUUAUCGCAUCGUCAUACAACCACACCCGAAAGCAGCAGCGCAGCAGCGGCAUGAUGCAUGGUACCCACGGCAAGCGACGCACUCGUCGCGGGGGGAAGGAAGGAGGGUGCAGAAAAACGAAAAAAACGGAGAUUACACCUGUACGUAAAGGGAGCCGAGUAGGAGAGGCGUGAGCAAUGUACGUGUGCGGCGCGAAGGCUGGUCGGUGUGCGUGCUCCUCUUGUUGAGUUGGCACACUGCGCAUUGUAGUUUGCCCUUGUCCGGCCGGCCGCCGCGGUAUGCCAGAUUUUCGUACGGCGAGCUACUGUAGCCGCCAUUCCGCUGUACUCCCUCCAACGCGGUUGUCGGGGGGACCCGAUGUUUACAAUCGCCUGCAGAUGAUGUUCUUCCAACAGGGUGGCAGCACGUAAUAUAGAGGAACAUGCCCCGAGAGAGUGGCACAGGGGGGGGGCAGCAGUUGACGUUACGGUCGAGACUUCGUAUGCACAGCAUGCUCGCCGUUCUUUUUUUUGGGCGCCGCGCUUUUGCUAGAUUCAAAAUGUAGCAUACGAACGAGUGAAACUGUCUGUGUGAGAACUUGAGUUUCGUUUUCGUCUGCCAAGAGUUGGUCCCGCCCGGAAGCAAGAGGCACCCUCUUGUGCCCACGCUCUUGUAGUAGAAACGAACAAGCAGUUACGUCCGUUUAGAGCGCCAUGUACAUUCACACACGCAUACCAAAAUGCAUGCCGCAUUGGGCGCAUCGGCGUGCUCGGUGCAGAGGGGACCGAUAGGCAGCCGCUCUCGCCGCCGUCGCGACACGGGGUGAGAUUUGUGACAUCAAGACGAGGGACGAUCCAUGUAGCACCUAAGACCAAUAAUAUGUGGAGGCACGAAGGGAC
This is a messenger RNA of Ectocarpus siliculosus, 2139 nucleotides long. NCBI's taxonomy places the organism in Eukaryota, Phaeophyceae, Ectocarpales, Ectocarpaceae. The record is from the annotation of a GenBank genome assembly.